CCGCAUCGACAAGUUUCAGUGGCAAGCGAUACUGGCUUUUUUGAGAGGCUUCUCGGUGGUGGUUUCCGCUCCGACGAGCAGCAGGAAGACACUGAUUGGGGAGGCCGCGGCAGAAUUUCACAAGAACAAGCUUUGCUAUGCGUUGUUCAUCUUUCUCUGAAUGGAUCUCAGUCAAUAUUGUUGUGGAAAGAAACAUACGUUCAAUAUUGUUUCUUGUUUGUGCAAUUAUUUGUGGCUAUAUAUAUCAGUGUCCACCAUUUCGGUUAAGCUACCAGGGGCUGGGAGAGCCCUUGUGCUUUGCAGCAUUUGGGCCUUUUGCCACUUGUGCUUUUUAUUUAUUACAUGGCAGUUCAAGUGUGAUGAACCAUUUCCCCUUAAGUGGAACGGUUCUUUCAGCAUCAAUUCUUGUUGGCUUCACAACAUCUCUUAUCUUGUUUUGCAGUCAUUUCCAUCAGGUGGAAGGAGACAGGGAGGUUGGGAAAAUGUCACCUUUGGUUAGACUUGGCACUAAAAAAGGUGCAGAGGUAGUGAAAGGGGCAAUCUUUAUGCUCUAUGCUCUUUUGGUUGCUUUUGGUCUAAUCAAGGCACUUCCUCUCACUUGUAUAUUCCUUUGUGCAUUGACCUUGCCGAUGGGAAACCUAGUAGUUAGAUUUGUCGAAGACAAUUACAAGGACAAAAAUAAGAUUUUCAUGGCUAAGUACUUCUGUCUGAGGCUUCAUGCAUUGUUUGGAGUUGCACUGGCUUUAGGACUAGUGCUGGCUCGAAAGAGUGUGGAUGACCCUGGAAGACCCCCUGGCAUUGUUCUUAGUGCUGCCACUUCUUUUUGGCUUCCUGUUCCUCCUAAACGAGUCUUUGACUUCCUCCGUGAUGAAAACUCUAGGAAUGAGGUGCUUUGGUUUUACCCAUUAUACGUGUUUAGUAUAGUUCUUAGCACAAUUUGGCAAUUAGCAUAUUUUGCUUUACACUACUAAAAUAGAAGCCAAUUGCGCAAUCUUAUUUCAAAGUUUCCUAUUACUACUUCAUUCUUAAUUACAUAAAUGUACAUGUCUUUAUUCUUGUGUAAAA
Molecule: messenger RNA, 1065 nt
Organism: Glycine soja
Lineage: Eukaryota; Viridiplantae; Streptophyta; Magnoliopsida; Fabales; Fabaceae
Product: 2-carboxy-1,4-naphthoquinone phytyltransferase, chloroplastic-like
Exons: 10
Coding region: 138-971 (277 amino acids)
Biological process (GO): phylloquinone biosynthetic process
Cellular component (GO): membrane
Molecular function (GO): prenyltransferase activity
Source: RefSeq, a predicted model, not a curated record